Molecule: messenger RNA, 2524 nt
Organism: Medicago truncatula (barrel medic)
Lineage: Eukaryota; Viridiplantae; Streptophyta; Magnoliopsida; Fabales; Fabaceae
Product: UTP--glucose-1-phosphate uridylyltransferase
Exons: 19
Coding region: 120-2018 (632 amino acids)
Biological process (GO): UDP-alpha-D-glucose metabolic process; translation
Cellular component (GO): ribosome
Molecular function (GO): UTP:glucose-1-phosphate uridylyltransferase activity; structural constituent of ribosome
Source: RefSeq, a predicted model, not a curated record
UCCUGUAUAAUAAAUUUUGUUUUACAGUUGAUUGAGAAGGGAGGGAGAGAGAGAGAGAGAGAGAAACCCUAAAAGCAUUGAAGGUUUUGAAUUGGAAUUGGAAUCAAUCGAGAAGAAGCAUGACGAUUCAUUCUGUAGUGAUACAGAAGCUUCUUAGCACAAAUGCACACAUUGGUCGUCAAGUCGCCACUCAUCAUUUCAAAGAUUACACUUACGGCCUUCGCAACAGAAUGGCAAUCAUCGAUUCCGAUAAGACUUUGAUUUGUAUGCGAAGUGCUAUCAAUUUCAUCUCUUCCCUUGCUCGCCAUAAUGGUCGAUUCAUGUUCAUCAACACCAAUCCUCUCUUCGAUGAAAUCUUCGAACUUAUGUCCAAAAAGGUUGGAUGCUACAGUCCCUCUUCCAAUUCUCUCUGGCGUACUGGUGGAUUUCUCACCAACAGCAACAGUCCCAAGAAGUUUCGAUCUCGCAACAAGAAACUUUGCUUCGGUCCCACUCAGCCUCCCGAUUGCAUCGUCAUUGUCGAUACUGAGAGCAAGUCUUCUGUUAUUGACGAGGCUUUCAAACUUCACAUUCCAAUUGUCGCUCUUGUUGAUUCUGCUAUGCCUCUCCAUACUUUCAGCCGCAUUGCUUAUCCCAUUCCCGUUAACCCCUCUGUUCAAUUUGUCUAUCUUUUCUGUAAUUUGAUUACCAAAACACUGCUUCUCGAGAAGAACAACAACAACAACAACUCUAAUAUCAAACUUCUUGAUGAUGAUCAUCAUCUGAGGGAAAAACAAGCUGCCAAGGAGAAGAGUAAUUUGGCUGCUAAGCUUGGCGUCACUGUUAUCCCCUACGAUGCUAUAUCACCCUUGCCCCAAGAUGUUGAACAAACUAAGAAUCUUUUGGACAAGCUUGUUGUUUUGAAGCUCAAUCAUGCCUCAGGAACAAAUAUGGGUUUUCAAAACCCCAAAUCUGCAAUGGAUAUUUGUGACGGACAGACAUUUUUAGACUUAAUCAUUAACCAGAUUGAGACCCUCGACUCCAAGUACGGAAGCCGGGUUCCAUUGCUGAUUUUUAACAAAGAUGACACUCAUGAUAGUACUUUAAAGGUUUUGGAAAAGUAUUCGGAAUCCAGCAUUGAUGUGCGCACUUUUAAGCAGGGUAAAGGUCCAGAGCUAACAUUAUCAGAUGGACAUAGCAGUAAGGAGGAAGUGCAUACAUUUGACAAUGGUGAUAUAUUCCGUUCACUAAUGAUAGGUGGAACCCUGGAUUUAUUAUUGUCACAGGGAAAGGAGUAUAUCUUUGUGAUGAAGUGCGACAAUGUGGGAACUAUCAUUGAUCCAAAUAUACUAAAUCAUUUGAUGACAAAUGCUAUUGAUUAUUGCAUGGAGGUAACACCAAGCCAUUCGUCUAAUGUGAUCUUAACUCCAAUGAAUUUUAAGCUUAAGGAGAUUGUUCGAAACCAAGAUAAAGAUUUGAAGGACAAAUGCAAACUUAUUGAUACAACAAACAUGUGGGUGAGUUUAAGAACCAUUAAGAGGCUUUUUGACACUAAUAGACUAAAGCUCCAGAUGCCCCCAAUCUCAAAGGAGGAUGACUAUGAUCAAACUCUUCUACAAGGAACAGAUGCUGGACAGGCAGUACAGUUCUUUGAUAAUGUGAUUGGUGUCUCCAUACCCGAAUCUCGUUUUGUUCCCUUGGAUACAACAUCAGAUUUACUGCUUCUGCAGUCAGAUCUAUACACUUCUAGAGAAGGUGUUUUAGCUCGCAAUCCAGCUAGAACCGACGCUUUAAAUCCUGUGAUAGACUUGGGACCCGAAUAUGAAAAGAUUGCUGACUUUCGAAGUCGGUUCAAAUCCAUUCCAAGUAUCGUGGGGUUGGAUAGUUUGAUUGUGAGAGGCGACGUGUGGUUUGGGGCUAAUAUUACUUUGAAGGGGCACGUGACUAUUGUUGCAAAACCGGGCUUGAAAUUGGAAAUUCCAGAUGGAGUUGUGAUUGAGAAUAAGGAGAUCAACGACAUUGCAGAUAUCCAAGAAUGAAUGGUUCACCAAUGUUGAGGGGUAUUUGUUUCUAAUGAAUAGGUGACUCCAGAUGCUUUGAUUUGUCGUGCAAUACAGUUACAAAGCUCGCCAUCAGUUAGCUUUUCUAUUUACUGGGAACCGAAAGGUUGAAGAAACAAAUAACAAGUUUUGGAAGCGCCAUAACAGUGAUGAAAUAAUUGUCUCUACUCACUUAUUUGGCCUUGUACCUUUCUAGCUUUUAGAUAAAAAAAAGGCUUGAUGCUGAGGUAAUGAAUAAAAAAGUAAAAGUGAUUGUUUUCCUUGAUACUACAUAGUCUCAUCAAUUGUUUACUGUACAACGAGUUGGACCACAGAACAGACAUUUUUUCAUCCUAUUUAAUUGGAAGUAUUAUAUUCGGCAUUGACUUAUUGUUAUAUACAGACGGUACAACAAAAUCUUACUGUUUGUACUUUUUCUUUCGUCUGAUGUUGCACCCUCAUUCAUGUCUAUCAAACAUCAUAAUCUGUGUAGGAAUGUUUAAUAA